Molecule: messenger RNA, 765 nt
Organism: Schistocerca piceifrons (Central American locust)
Lineage: Eukaryota; Metazoa; Arthropoda; Insecta; Orthoptera; Acrididae
Product: speckle-type POZ protein-like A
Exons: 2
Coding region: 1-765 (254 amino acids)
Biological process (GO): proteasome-mediated ubiquitin-dependent protein catabolic process; regulation of proteolysis
Cellular component (GO): cytoplasm
Molecular function (GO): ubiquitin protein ligase binding
Source: RefSeq, a predicted model, not a curated record
AUGAGUGUGUUACCAGUAGAGGGAGGUGAAGUGUAUCCACCACCGAUGCUUCCCAAGAGGAAGAGCAAUAAUGUGUCAGCUGCAGGCAUUACAAGAUUUGAGAAACAAAAACUUGUCUACACCUGGACGGUUUCAGGUAACGUUGGUGACAGUCUGAUAUUCGAGUGCGAAGUGGAGAUUGUGUGCGUCGUGUGGGACGAUUUCCCAAGCCUUCCUGCUCCGGAGACGCAGCCCGUCCUCGCUAGAGACUUCGCCAACUUGUUGGAGUCCCAGGACUUUGCGGACUUCAUUCUGCACGCCGGAGACGUCAGGAUCAAGGCGCACAAAGCCGUGCUGGCCGCCCGCAGCCCCGUCUUUGCCAGGAUGUUGCAGCAGAACACGAAGGAAGCGCAAGAAAACUAUGUCAACAUCUUGGGCGCGGAACCCGAAGUGGUGGCGGAGGCACUGCGCUACAUGUAUUCGGGCCACGCCCUGGCCCUGCGCGAUAUGGCCCAGGGCUUGCUGGUGUUUGCAGACCGCUACGACCUGCGUGAGCUGAAGAACCAGUGCGAGGUGGAACUGGCUAGGCGCCUCACCGUAGACAACGCCGUCACCUAUGCCAUCUUGGCCGUCGUCAAUUCGUGUUACGUCUUACAGAAGGCGUCUGUCGACUUCAUAAGGCGGCAUUUGUGGGAGGUGAUGGGCACUACAGCGUGGAAUGAGGCCAUUCACAGCGAUCCUGCCUCUCUCGAGAAGAUCAGUCAGCUUAUCGCAAUGCGAUUGUAA